This is a messenger RNA of Anopheles funestus (African malaria mosquito), 3446 nucleotides long. Its product is annotated as GATA-binding factor A. NCBI's taxonomy places the organism in Eukaryota, Metazoa, Arthropoda, Insecta, Diptera, Culicidae. Gene Ontology annotation, biological process: positive regulation of transcription by RNA polymerase II; negative regulation of transcription by RNA polymerase II; cell fate commitment. The coding region runs from base 905 to 2500 and encodes 531 amino acids. The record is from RefSeq and is a predicted model, not a curated record. The transcript is spliced from 6 exons. Gene Ontology annotation, molecular function: DNA-binding transcription factor activity, RNA polymerase II-specific; zinc ion binding; RNA polymerase II cis-regulatory region sequence-specific DNA binding.
CCUACUAUCCAGCGAUCCGCCAUUUUAGUGUCUCUGUUUCAGGUGGGGCGUGGCUGUGGCACGAAUAAUCGACGGCCGACUUCACCAGAUGGCAACCAGUAUGCGUUCGUCGCUUGUUAUGAACGGAAGUGUUUUUUGGCGGUGCGCGCGUAUUUUAACAAAAUCUAUCAGCAUUAUCUUGUAUUGAUAAGCGAGCAAUCUUCGUUUCUCAUCGCUCAGUAAUUAGUGAUAAGUGAAUUGUGUUACGGAAAGCUUCUCAUGUGUGCAAUGCAAGAAUUUGCAUCUCGUUUCGUGUACAUACAUACAUUGGCUGAGUAGCGAGUGAGUUUAUGCGGGAUUCAAGUGUUUUGACAUAGUCCAACAAAACUUCCAUGUUUGGCCUUGCGUAGUAGUAGUUUGGGAACGAAUAUUUGCUGGUGUUGUUUUUUCUUUUCUCGGGUUUGGUUUUGAACAUGCGCGUGUAGUUUGAAUAAAUGCGGUAAAACGGUAAUCGUUAGCUAUCGUUAAAGUUAAUGUUCCCAUGUGACGAAAUAAGUACAGGAUACGUUUUAAAAAAAGUGAAACAUUGUACGUGGUGUUGAAAAGAUAUGAAAAAAAUAGUUAACCAAACCGUGCAAAUAUACUACAAGUGAAAAGUGAUAAGAAAACGAUACGUAAAUACGUUCUUUCCUUAAAGUUUCACGUUGUAAGGAGAAAUUUCUGUACAGUGCCACCAGUAAAUACCAUUAUUACUACUUACUGUAAAAUUGUUUGCGUCAAUGAGUACACGUUAAACUGAGCAAUUAAGUUACCUUGAGAAUUGUGGAGCUGUCCUGCAGCAGACAACAGUGCUCCCCGUGGCUGCGUGUCAAUAAGAUCUAAAGAGUGUAACAUCGACGACGACGACGGAGUUCCGGCUAGGAUCAUGUUUCACACGUCUGCCGCAUACUCCGACAUGACGGCAGCUGUGGUUGCAACUGGGAACACGGGCUCCUACCAUCAGUCAGCAGCGGCAGCCGCGGCAGCAGCCGCCAACGCACCCGUUUAUGUGCCGUCGAGCCGUGCCCUGCCCCACUCCCAGUACGGUGCCCAUUCGGCCAACUUUUCCACACAAAAUGGCUGGCCGGCGGAUGGAUUUGGCACGACGCAUACGCAGCUUCCACCCCAGUUCUAUGCGCAGAACGUGAUGAUGGGUUCCUGGCGCGCCUACGAUCCGACUGGCUUUCAGCGCACCUCACCAUAUGACAGCGCAAUGGAUUUCCAAUUCGGCGAGGGAAGAGAAUGUGUGAAUUGUGGGGCCAUUUCAACACCGCUCUGGCGUCGGGACGGCACCGGCCACUAUCUCUGCAAUGCAUGCGGGCUCUAUCACAAGAUGAACGGUAUGAACCGUCCGUUGAUAAAGCCCAGCAAGAGACUGGUGAGUCAGACUGCCACGCGACGAUUAGGACUGUGCUGCACGAACUGUGGAACGCGUACGACAACCCUUUGGCGGCGCAAUAACGAUGGCGAGCCGGUAUGUAACGCGUGCGGACUAUACUUCAAGCUGCAUGGAGUGAACAGACCGUUGGCAAUGCGCAAGGAUGGCAUACAGACGCGUAAGCGUAAGCCGAAGAAAACGGGUGGAUCCGGUUCGACGGACGUAAUGGCGCUGGUGGGUGGUAAAAAGGAUGAUGGAAUUGGUGACGGUUUGCUGCAAACCGAUCGCAAUGGCAACUCGAAGAAUCUCACCGGAAGUCCAAAGUCACAAAACCUUUCGUCUCCUGCAAUUCGUUCCCUGCACAUUUCACCCCAUCACGGGCAGUCGUAUAAUCUGCCAUCGUCACUCGGAUCGUCACAUCAUGGUGGUAGUGGAUCGUUAGGGUCGUUAGUAGGAAAGUACGAUCUUUCGGCCCUUUCGCCACCUGGUUCACUUGGCGGAGUUCCGGGAAGUAUCUCGAGUGUUGUGUCUUCGUCAGCGUCCCACCAGCAACAUGCAGGACUGAAUGCAUCACACAUCUAUACGACACCGAGCUCGAACUCGCUGGCGACCCAUCACAGUCACUCGCCCGUCAACGGUUAUAAUCAUGCGUCCGGUGGUUCGACCAUUGGCGGUAAUACUGGUAGCAGUGGUGGCGGUGGUUCUAACGCUUCCGGUUCAUCGAAUCUCGGUGGGCUCAGUAACACACCCACCAGCAACACACCAUUUGGGCAGAUUAAAUCGGAAUCGAAUCCACUGGGUGCAUCAACGACACCGACAUCCUCCGUACCGUCCAGCAAUGGGUAUGGGGAUUACAUGAACAACUGCCUCCAGAGUGGCUACUUUGGCGGAGGUUUCGGUUCGUUACACACCCACCACAGUCCGCACCACGUGUCACCGGGUGUGGGAGGUUCGGUAAAUGGAGCGUCCUUGUCACAUUCGCAUCAUGCACACCCGCACCAUCAUCAUCACCAUCAUCAUCAUCAUCCGACUGCAGCGGAUCUGGCUGGAUAUCAUCAUCAGCACAACGUCAUUCAGGCGGCAAAGUUGAUGGCAUCUUCUUAAGGUUAAGCAAGCAUUAAUUAGCCACGUAACAGUAUGAGUACUUAUGCGAAUGUGCAAGAAAUUCCAAUUUUCCAGUUCCUCGCUUGUCACUUAUCCCUUUUUUUUUUGUUACGAAUAAGACACUCGAAUACCGAAACAAGAUCGUGUUGGAACGAUCAAUACGCUCAUCAGAUCUUUCGAUACAUACAGAUGGAGUGAUGGAGUGAUGUCGAAGAUUCCAAAUGAUGUUUAAAGCGGAUGGUUUCCAGAAAAUUAAAAAAAAACUCAUACCAAUAGCAGGUAUGGUUAAAAGCUGUGACUAAAGGGAGCACAUGAGAGCAGAAGUACAUGUAUGAUCGCUAGUAUUUUAUCUGUAUUAACACAUACUUAAGCGUUUAGUGAAAUGUGACAUAACACAUCCUUAUAUCAUGAGAAGCUAAGGCAUCUGUAAAUAUAUUUAGUAAAAAAUACAUGUAGGCAUUUAUAUUUACAACGCUAGAAACAAGUGCUUCAAACUUCUUUUUGCUUGCGAAGGAAGGAGUUGUUUAAUGAUCUUAAAAGCUAAAGCGAAUCAGAACGGAAGAAAACACUUUUCACAUUUGCAUUCCCCGUAUAGAGAGAGAGACAGCACUGCGGUUUAUGAUUGAACUAGCUAGCGAAUUAGAUUACGAGGUUUAGAAGCGAGCAGAACUUGAACAUUAAGCAUCUUGUCUAGAAUAUUUUACCCGGAGUAGACGCAGAAGACGAAGCACCGCUGGCUUCUUUCGUGUUGCAAUAAUUCAAAAUAAAAAAAAAAACAAUUAGUUAGGCGUGAGGAAUGGAAGUUAGUGAUAAACUAAGCCACAAGGUAACAAGUAGCAACAUAUUUAAUAUAUAUGCCGAUACAAGGAAACUGUAUUACGAACCGUAACGGGAGGUAUUUGAAUAUUUGGACAGAAGUAUUGAAGAAUAAAGCACUAUUAAAGAA